Molecule: messenger RNA, 8266 nt
Organism: Dromaius novaehollandiae (emu)
Lineage: Eukaryota; Metazoa; Chordata; Aves; Casuariiformes; Dromaiidae
Gene: SPDL1
Product: spindle apparatus coiled-coil protein 1
Exons: 12
Coding region: 506-2371 (621 amino acids)
Biological process (GO): mitotic spindle assembly checkpoint signaling; establishment of mitotic spindle orientation; mitotic metaphase chromosome alignment
Cellular component (GO): spindle pole; outer kinetochore
Molecular function (GO): kinetochore binding
Source: RefSeq, a predicted model, not a curated record
GAGCGGGUUUUCCUGUCUCUUUGCUGCCCCUCGCCCGCAGAAGGGGGCUCCCGCGGCCGCUUUCCUGGCUGCGGGGCGGCGGCGCUGCGUGGGCCGGGUCGCCUCCUCUGCGCGGGGCGCCGCGGGGUUCUCAGCCCCUCUUCCUCGCCCGCCCGCCCGUCCUCUCGGGGCCGCGUCCGGGGGCUGGGCCGGGGGCCUCGUGGUCUUCGUCAGCCCCCUCCCCUCGCCGGGGUCGCCCUGCCGCUCGCACCGCUUUUCCGUUUAUUAGGCGAAGGACUGCCAGAGGCAGGUGCCGGUUGGCCAAGUGCUCUGUAAUGAGUGAAAGCUCAGCCACAGGCAUCAAGCUGUUUCAGAAAAGGACUGUUAUGAAGAGCUUUGCUAUAACUGUGGUUUAUACUCAUCCAGACUGGACAACUGUUGCCUUUUUUUAAAAAGGCAGAAUAAGAGAAUAAACUCAAAGACUUAAAUGGGCUUCUGAAGUCUGCAAGUAAUAAAGGCAAGAGAAAUGGAGACAGAGACCAUUUUAAGUCUUCGACAACAACUCAAGGAAGCAGAGAAUGAACGGAGGAAGGCAGCACAGUAUGGCUUGCAUUUAUUGGAAUCUCAAAGUGAAGUUCAAAAUCAGUUGGAUCAAACACGUCGUGAAUUGACUGACAAAACUGAGAAAUUUGAACAAGAGAAAUAUUCUCUUCAGAGAGAAAUUGAACUCAAGAAUAGAAUGUUGGAAAGCUUGAGUUUUGAAUGUGAUGCUCUCAAGCAACAGCAAAACAUGCAACUGGAUAAACAGAAAGAACAGCUUGCCAGAGUUCAUGGACAAGAAAUCAGUGACCUUAAAAACAAGUUGGAGAACCUGAAAGCGGAACUAGAUGAAACUCGACUGACAGAGAAACAACUGAGACACAAAGUGGAUCAUCAGAAGGAAAUAAUUGCUGCCAAAUCAGAGGAGUUGCAUAUCAUGUCUGAACGUGUACAUGAGACCAUGUCUUCAGAAAUGCUCAGUCUUCAGAUGGAACUGACUGAGCUAGAAAGUGUGAAGGCCAAUGUUGAAGAGAAGCUGAAUGAAUUGCAGUACAGUAAAGAACAACUGGAACUUGUAAAUAGCAACUUACGUAAUCAGCUGGAGCGUCUACAGGGAGAAAAAGAAGAGAGGGAAAAAGAAGUUGUUUCUUACUGUAAUGCAUUAGAGAAAGCUCGUGAGGCUAAUCAAGAGCUUCAGGUUCAGCUGGAUCAUGCACUACAGCAAUCUUUGGACCCUACAAGUAAAGGCAACUCUCUCUUUGCUGAGGUGGAGGACCGUAGGGCAGAAAUGGAACGACAGCUGAUCAGUGUGAAAAUAAAAUAUCAGUCGCUACAAAAACAGCAUGCAUUCACUAGAGAACAAUUGCAAAGAAUGAAGUUGCAAAUGGCUGCACUGCUACAAAUGAAAGGUUCUCAGGCAGAAUUUGAGCAGCUGGAACGCUUACAGUCAAUGUUAGAACAAAAGAAUGGUGAGAUUGAAGAUCUUCUUAUGAAAGUGAGGCAACUAGAAAAAUUUAAGAUCUUAUAUGAGAACACAGAAGAAUCCAGAGCUAGUACUAGUUCAAGAGGAGGAGAGUCUGAAGAUGGUUACUAUGCAGACUUGCUUCAAAUGAAACUUGACAACUCAAAUAAAGAAACUGAAACCUUGAGAAAUGAACUAUCCUUGCAGAGAAUGAAAGCUUUGUAUGAGAGCCAAAGGGUUCUGGAAGUUGAAAGGAAACUCUUCACAAAUGAGAGGCAUUUGCAAGCUUGUCAGAGCGAGAAUAUGAACUUGCGAGUUAUGCUGGAUGAGCUAAAAAUGAAAUAUGAACCUGAAGAGUUACUUAAAGCUAAAAAGAAGAGGGAGAAGAUUCCAGUGGACUCUACCUGUGAAUACUUGGACAGCAAAAAUACUUCAGCAAAAGAAACUGCUCUCACUCAAUUGCCGAGUAAGGAAGAAACAAAGAUGAGUUCCAAGAACUUGGAGCUAAGUGAUGCCUCUCCAAAAAAACAUGCCCUUGAAGCACCACCGAUAAAUAUAGCUCUUCAAGCAAUGCACAAAGUAGUGGAAGCGGAAAAAGAAAGAAAGAGAGUUAAAAUCAGAGAUGAGCAUCAUGACACUUCAUAUGACAGAAAUGGAAAUAAUUCUUUGACUUCAGCUGCCCCCAGGUCAGUGUCAGCUUCUGUGUAUGCUCAAGGCAAUCAGCAGAGACCUGCAUCUCUUUUCUUUCGCUGCAUGAACUAUACUAUCCAAUUCUUUAUCUAUUUUCUAAGUGUUGCAUGCAGUGUAAUUUCUCAGCUCCAGCUGCCUACAUUCAACCUCUCAAAACUUCUUAGAAGGACUAAAGUGAUGGCUAAUGGAAAAGACUCUUAAAACUAUGUAAUAGCAUCUUUGAAAUAAUAAUGUUCCUACUGCUUUAAAAUGUUUAAGGUAUGCAGGUAGCAUGAUAGUAGUUGACUCAGUUUGUUCUUACUUCAAAACAGGACUGUUUACUUGGUCCAUUUAAAGCUGCCACACAACUGGGUUGCAUAUCCAAGUAACAUGAAUAGGUAUCAUGCUUCAGUUUCACACCUCAUUCCAGCCCCUGCCAGCUUUCACAUUUUAGCCUCGAACCUAAAAAUAAUUUAAAUUUAAGUAGUUCUUAAUCUAAAUUGUGUUAACAGAACUUGCAUUUUAUAACGUAUUUAAUUAUGCUAUUAAGUCAUCUGUUUUGACAGACGAUUGACUUUGACAAUCUGUAUGCAUCAUAGCUUUUGAAUCCUAACUCUUAAACUAAGAUCAAGCUUUUUGCCUGAACUGGGAACUUAAGUCAUUUUUUGAUAGAUAGUGAAGUAAUUUAGCACAGUAGUUAGCUCCAACUUUUUUGUCUUGAUAAAAGGAAUGCUGCAUUUUUCCUGCUGAUGCUUUUGUCUUCUGUUCAUGUUCCUAAUCUAAGUAAUCUACACUUUAUUGGCUAUUCAAAAAAAAUCUGGGCUAGUGUUACAUGGUUUGAGCUUACAGCCUGCUAAUGUCUGCUGCUAAAAACAAGAACACUUUCUCUUCCCUCCCCAUCCUUCCUUCUAGCUUUCUCUGCCGUUUAAGUUGUGAUUCUGUACACAUCUGAUAUCUGAGCACAUAAUUGUUUUAAACCAUCCUUCAGGGAGAUAAGAACAUGUUGUUUGGCAAAUGUACAGUGAAGUUUUUCUUGAACUUUUUUAGUUUCAUUAACCUUCCCACAUUUGCAUCUUUCUUUGACUCUUCUGCCUUAGCUGUAACACUGCGCUGAUAUGAGAGUGGGGAGGAGAGCCUAGAAUAGUUCAGGAAGCUGCCUUAAAACCUAAACAAUCCCAGUCCAGCAAGCUGUAUUCUUGUCUGCCCCACAAUUAAGUUUCCAUUCUUCUCCUUCAGUGAGUAUUUAGGCUGUUGCUUGCAGGGAGAGUUACUUAUGGUGUUCACAUUAUCAGUAGCUUUAUGUUCAACAGAUUUCAUGAAGCAUCCAAUGAGGCUCCCGCAGUGUUCCAAAAGUAAAUUAAGUUUCUUUAGAUGUUAAAUUUGUAUUGUUUUUGUAACAACUUUAUUCUAGACAUGACUGGUUAUGAGAUGAACUGAAGAAGCUUCAUUAAUAGUAUCACUGACUAGUGAUGGUAUCAUUUUCUGACACUCCUAAAAAUAGCAGUGUAACUAGAGUUGAAAUUUAAAUGCUUUAAUUAAAGAAAAGGAUGUAUCUUGAUCUUUGACAUUCCAGAGGGCAUGUUUGUUCCAGAAUAGGGUGUGACUUGGGUUGAAACACAGAAGCAAAGAAAGCUUAAAGAUCCUUUAAUGUGGUAUGGUAAGAUACUGUAGUUACUGGCUGGGAAAGAGUAUGGUUACUUGAACAAUCUUUCAGGUCUUGUCAAUAAUUAACACCUUUCAGACCAGUUUAUUGAAUCUGGAAUGGUGGCCAACUUCAAAGAUGGCGAAAUAUCUAUACACGUGGAAACCUGUACGGUAUAUCCAAAACUAAGGGCAUUCAGAAGUAAUUGGAUUGGUAGUUUGACUUUUGGAUCAAUUGUUUAAGGUUUUGUUGGAUGCAAUUAACAGACUUGGUGCAACUGAACAGUACGAUCUUCUGAAACUGUCUGGAAAGAAUGUUGUGGAAAUAGCAGUUUUAAUAGCUCUAUCAAAGUAUGCAGAGACUUAUUGAGGAGGAAAGAGCAAGGAGGUCAAAAAUGGGUGGUGAAAGUUGAUAGAGGCUGGAUAGCGUAAUGAAAGUGUUGAGUUGUGAUGACAUUCUGUACGUGUGAAGAGACAAACAGCAUGUAAUGGGGGUGUGAAAAAUGUAACUUCAGUUUGUCAUAUUUGCUCUGGAGAGGAAGGUGCAAUGUUUGCCAAGAGGAAAUUGUUGGAAACAGUUUAUGUGAACCGAAGAGGCAAACUACCAGAAAGGAGGCAAGGACAGGAAGUUAUUUUAUGGAGCUGAUGUUUGGAGGCAGAGAAAAGAUGCAAUAAGAGGAAGACGAAAUAGGAGUUUGGAGGGGAAAAAUUCAGACGGUCCUAAUUCUCCACGUGUAUUUCUUUAGGGCAUUUGAAAUGGCAAUAAGAACCCGUAAAAGGCAAAUCCAAAUAGUAGGUUCUGUUCUCAUUUUUGAUUGCAUAAAUGAACAACUACAUCCCCCGUUAGUGACCUUAUGUUAACGACAAGGACUUCCUUAACCCUAACCUGUCUGAUUUCUUAUGAGAUAGGAAGUUAUGGAUCAAAUCUGAAUAUUUUGAGAAGCUGGGUUCCUAAAGACUAAAAUAGUCUGUGGACUGUUCUCUCUUGGGUGUGGUAAACCCUACAUAUGAAUUACAGCUAAAUGCAAAGGCACAAAAAAUACAGGCAAGUUGAGCAGGAUUGUGGACUUAAAAAUACAAGGUUCUGGGGAAAAGAAAUCACUGGCAUUUGCAUGGCUGAUAAUUGUGAAAGUGAUUUACUUUUUGUUCAAGUACAGCGUGACGCUGCAGCUGAAGAGGCUAAUGUGGUCAUUGGAGAUUAUUUUUGGCACUUGAGUGGUUUACUUGUGCAAUAAUUUGUCUAGUUCUGUUAUUGCUGGUCUGUGAAAGGUGGCAGUGAACAGAAGAACCAUAGUAACUGUGAAUAAAUUAGAAACUUCAUUCCUACCAAAUGGUAUUGAAAAGCUUUGUCUUUCUAGAUUAGGUGGUAAUUGAAAAAAAUGGUCAGAGGUGAUCAGUAUGUACUUACAUGGGUGAUAAAUUUAAUUGCUUGAUGAAGAAUCUUGCUUGAUAUAAUUUAACAAAGGAAAGCUAAGUAACUUCUGAUUAGUGGAUGUGCAUAUAUGUGCAGUGAGUAUGUGUAUAUUUACAAAUGGUUAAAGUAAAAGAAGCUUGGGAUACAUUAUCAGGUUAUGGUAGAGGUGUGAUCAUUGAAAACACAAUUAUUAUUUAAAUACUCUUUUUUUAACUGUUACUGCUAUUGUAAUAUAGGCAAUGCAAAGGUUAUAGGUAGUGAUUUCUGUUAGGCCAACUGGUCUAUAAAAAGAUAUGCUUCUGCAUUGAAAUGCAGUUCUUUGCUUCUGAAACUGAAAUAACAAGUUUCAGGUCUCACUGCUCAGACUAGUUUGCAUUCCUAUUUGAAGUAGUUUGCUUCAGUUUGGGUAUACAACCACUUUUUUAGAUCAAAGUUUAUCUGUUCUAUUAAAUUGGCUAGUAAAGUUGGAUAACAUAUACAUUAUCUACCUUUUCUGGACUUCUUUCAAACAGGAGUUCUUAAGCCUAUGGCCAUUUGACUGAGCAUGACAUCUAGAUAACUAAUAAUCUGUCUGGUGUUUUAGGCAUGGCAUUCAUUUUCAGGAAGUAAAGCCCCAUCUGAUGAGAUUAAUCAAUCUUCCUAAAUGAGUAGAAAGCACCUCUGUUAUGCGGCCUUUAUCAAGACUACAAAGUUGAAACUUGGUAGAAUCAAAUCAUAGUUCCACAAGAAUUUCUUUCAGUGGAAAAGUGUAUUUAAAUAGCUUCUGCUCUUGCUUCUGACCCAUCAAUUUCCCUCUGCAAAUGCUUUACAGGCUGUGCCAGUGCUGUAGGGAAUAUUGCACGAGCUGACUUCGUUUGGAGACUUACCAGGGUAUCAAAAUUACUUGUAGCUGGCUUGUUUUUUUUUUAACCUGGAUUAAUGCCUUGCCUCUGUGGAGCCAUGCAACAAAGUAGAGUUAUACUGGCAACAGUAAUGAGGUACAGUUAGAGGACAAGAGGUGAAAACAAGCAGAAAACGUAGGUAAAAGCUACUGAGGGGAAACAGUGCUGUCAAAAGAGGAGUUCUUAAUGAAAUGACAUCACUUUUUUUUUUUUCUUGGUCAACAGUAGAUUUGCUUUGAAAUUAAGACUGCCUCUUUGGGGAUAGCUGUCCUUCAUGCAGUAGUUCUUGAGAUAAUUUGUGCACCUUAAAACUUGCAACAAACCUUGAAUUUAUACUUACAUCCAUAUUCACUUGGCUUGUGUGGCGGUUUUUUGGUUCAUGAAUUCAGAGUUGUUAUGCUUGCAGUUAGUUUCCUACGGGGCAAAAUAAAUUGUUUGACAAAACCGUUGAGGCUUCCUUAUGGAAAAAAGGGUUGCUGAAAUCUGAAGUCAAGCACAAGGACCAGACUGUAUGAUAUAAUUGAAAAAUGCAGAAAUGUUUUCAGGCAAUUUCUCAAGAAUUGCUAGGUUAAAUUCGUAAACGAAAAAUUCAAAUCAUGUUGAAUGAGUGGUCAGCAAGGCAGUCCAUAUAAGAGCUGUAAGGUAGCAUGAGCUGAAUAAUGUUAGUACUUAAUAAUAUUCCUUACUGAGGUACAAAUGGCAAUUUAGCAUUUUUCAAGUAAACUGGGAUUAGAGUAGUAACUUUCAGCUGACUUAUACUGUGACAAAAGUUUCAAAGAACUUACUUGAUCUAACUCUUUCAGAUCAGACUCAGUUAAUCUCAUUCCAUAUGUCUUGGAGGCGUAAUAGGAGCUUGGGGAAGGGGAGACAGUUUUUUUUGGAAAUUCUGUAGGUUACAUAACUUUGAAUAAUGAAUGUAUUUAAAGUAAAUUGCUUUUCAUUUGCUUUUUCAGCAUAGCAAAUAAAAGUAUAUACUCCAAGGUGGGAUAUUUUAAAUGUUUGUUUAACAUAGGAAUGUGAACAUCCAUACAAAAUGAUUGUGAUUGUAUUAAAAAAGUAAAAUGGAAUAGUGCCACAAGGAUUAAUUUUUUCAUUUAAGUUGAAAAAACACAAUUACUCUUGGAAGCUGUUGAAGUGGUGCAGUUUUGUUUGUGUUGGGGAAGCUUUCUUGUUAACGCUAGUGAAGAGCAGAGCUCCUAAACUCUUGAUUAUAAUAGCAGAUGGAGUCUUUUUUUGCUGAAUACUUACCUUUUAUACAUAACUUAUCAUCUGACUGAAGUAUUUUACUAAGUAGUGUAUCCACUUUAGAGGAUAUACUGGGACACACAGUUAAAAAUCUAUAUUUGGAGGGUGACUGCAGAAGUAGUAGAUAUUGGGGGUCUUAAACGUGUUUGAAAGUUGUACUAACAGGGGAGUGAGGGUUGUAGUAGGUAGUGAGGCUGUAGUAGGUAGAAUUGUGAUGGUCCUGAGUAUAUUGAAAAGGCGGUACAGUUUUUUCAGGACCUGUAAGGUGCUCAACGGUAUUGCCUGCAAUUUGGAAAGUGAGUUUCUUCAAACUGUAUUCCAGUCUCUGUCAGUCUAGGCAGUCAUUGGGUCAGACACUUGUAACCACACUGUGUUGCGUUGGCAUCAUGGUGAACCAAAUGGAGGAAGUGAUCUUUUGAGGUUUUCCAAAAUGUAAGCUAUGUUUCUUGGGUCAGAACCCUUUUUUGAAGGAAAUACCGAGAGUGCUUAGCUGGUUUGUAGAGCUGUAGGUAUUUACUGUAACAGACUUGCACUAGAGUGUUCCAAGAUGUGAUAAUGUAAAAUGUUACUACUGGAAGGCUGUUUUUUAAAACAAGGUGGCUGACUUUGAGACUUCAUUUCAUAACAAAAUGUUUAGCUGUUCUCUUGUAUAGAACCUGUUAACUGAACUCACUGUAACUUGUCCCUCUUAUUGUUGUUUGUAGCAGCAUGCAGAUGAUAUUACACACUAAAAUGGGUAUUUCUCCAAAAAUUGGAUUCAGCAUGGUAAUGAAAGUAUGGUUCAGCAACCUGUAGGCAAUAGAACAGCCAGUGCCGAAGCAUUUGCAGGCCAACUGUAAGGUAUGAAGAGUGAAAGGUCUGGAGCUUGGCAUGAGUUGCUGGCAUCCAUCUGCUUGGAUUGUAGGCCUCAUCUUUUCUCUGCUACCUUAAAGCUCA